AUGUCUGAUAAUCAAAAAAGGUUGAUUUUACGAAAACCAUCUUCUGAUGAUGAUGCUUUGACUAUGGAUGAAAAUAAGAAGAUGUUGUAUUCUGAUAACAUGGAUAAUUCUACAAAUCCUCAUGUCCCUGAAAAUUCUAGUCACAACAAAAGUGAUGAUGAAUUUACAGUUAUCCAUUCAAAUGCAAUUUCACCACCACCUGAAAGAAUUGGAAGUUCUGAACACUCUGAACCUAUUAAAAUAAAAAAAAAUAAGUUUAAUUAUCAAUCAAGAAUAAAAAUUAUUCCUAAUAAUCGUCAGGGACAAUUAAAUACAAUUUUUCUUUCCUCAAUUCCUGGGUUGAUGAAAAUUGCUGAAGUAGUAAUAGCAUUUAUUUCAUUUAUUCUUGCAAUUUGUAGUGAUCGUAGAUCAACACAAUCUGCCUGGACUGAACAUAUAACAUUUGAAUCAAUGUUAGUUGUUUCAUGUCUUAUUAUUGGAUAUGUUUGUUUUCCACAUUUAACUUUGAAUGAUGAAAAAACAAGAGAAGGUUUAAUAGUUGUAGAAUUGUUAUUUUAUGGAAUUCAUACUCUUUUCUAUUUUAUUGCUAUUUGGCUUAUGAUUCACCUAUCAGCUGCCUGGACAUCAGAAGGUAGAGGUGCAGCUAUAAUGUCAUCUGUACUUUGUGUAGCACUCCUUAUUUUAUUUGCUAUUGAAACUAUUAAAAAAUGGAAAGCAUGGAAAAGUGAAAAUAGUUCUACAAUUGUAAGAGAACCAAUUACAAAAGAGGAACAAACUGAUGUCAACGAUCAAGUAUAA
Messenger RNA from Strongyloides ratti, 798 nucleotides. Its product is annotated as Marvel domain-containing protein. Gene Ontology annotation, cellular component: membrane. The transcript is spliced from 3 exons. The record is from RefSeq and is a predicted model, not a curated record. Bases 1 to 798 code for a protein of 265 amino acids. Lineage: Eukaryota; Metazoa; Nematoda; Chromadorea; Rhabditida; Strongyloididae.